This is a messenger RNA of Empidonax traillii (willow flycatcher), 1528 nucleotides long. It is a transcript of the gene GOLT1B, whose product is annotated as golgi transport 1B. Gene Ontology annotation, biological process: retrograde transport, endosome to Golgi; endoplasmic reticulum to Golgi vesicle-mediated transport. Bases 104 to 520 code for a protein of 138 amino acids. The record is from RefSeq and is a predicted model, not a curated record. Gene Ontology annotation, cellular component: endoplasmic reticulum; membrane. NCBI's taxonomy places the organism in Eukaryota, Metazoa, Chordata, Aves, Passeriformes, Tyrannidae. The transcript is spliced from 5 exons.
CGGCGGGUGCGUGUUUCCGGAAGACGUGGCCGCUCCCGCCGAUCCCGAUCCCGAUCCCGAUCCCGCCGCUCCCGGCCCCGCUCCGCCCGCUCCCGCCGCCACCAUGAUCUCCCUGUCCGACACGCAGAAGAUUGGAAUGGGACUAACAGGCUUUGGAGUGUUUUUCCUUUUCUUUGGAAUGAUACUCUUCUUUGACAAAGCUCUUUUGGCUAUUGGAAAUGUUUUAUUUGUGGCCGGCUUGUCUUUUGUUAUCGGUUUAGAAAGAACGUUUAGAUUCUUCUUUCAAAAACACAAAAUGAAAGCAACAGGCUUCUUCCUGGGUGGUGUGCUCAUAGUUCUCAUUGGUUGGCCUUUAAUAGGAAUGAUCCUUGAAAUUUAUGGGUUCUUCCUAUUAUUCAGGGGGUUCUUUCCUGUGGUGGUUGGCUUUAUUAGAAGAGUUCCAGUUCUUGGAUAUCUCUUGAAUUUACCUGGUAUAAGCUCGCUUGUAGAUAAAGUUGGAGAGAGCAACAACAUGGUAUAAUGACGAGAGGGCCGAAGACUGAUUCUAAACUUACUGUAUUAUUUAUAAAAUCCUUUUGAAGAAUACUCAGCACAAAGAUUAAGUUGUGUACAAAGGAAAAAGCUUGUUACAUUCUUUAUAUAACAGUUUAAUUUAAAAUGUAUAGUCAACAAAAUACAUUAGAAAAGAAGCUCGGCAAGUAUGCUUCUAGGAAAGUCACUCCAGAGUUCAGGAAUUAAACUGAAGAGGUGAAAGUCAUGGAAUAACCCAUGCUACAACUGUUCAAGACUAUUUUUGUUGGUUUUGGAAAACAUGCUAGAGGCAAUGAACCCUUGUGGAAUUGACGGUGCCUGUGCUUUACCUCCUUAUUUUGAAGGUGCAGUAGAGCAAACAGGCCUACGUUUUUUAAGGGUGACCCAAAUUUACCAACCCUCUGCUUGCUAUCCUCAGAGUGCAAAAAAAUCCAACAGGAAACUUCUUGUGUAACAAGAGAUGCAUCUUUGCAUGAAGGUUAAGAUGACUAUUCAUCUAUAAGUGUAUUAUGACAAUAAAAAGGAAACCCUCCACAGUCCUGUUACAAACAUUUUUGUAAAUAUGUGGCUGAAAUAAAACAUUUUUAUCUUAAUGUUUCAAAGCCAAACGUCAGUUGAUUGUAUUUGCCUUCCGUUUUGGAAUAUGCAAAAGGUCAAUCUUUAAUAACUUCAGUCUUAAAUUGGUUGGUUCUGAACAUGUAGAGCUCAAUAGGGAACUCUGGAAACCGGCUUGCAUUCCUUCCAGGUUUGUUCUCCGUGAGUCAUGUUACAUGUGCAUCCACAGGAGAAUGUAGCCCCUUGUUAGUAACAUGAAAACUGUGUAAGAUAUGCUUAGUUCACAAAAAAAUGCAUUAGGUUGAGGUGCUGAUGUGAACCCUGUGAAAUGUAACUUAUCAGAAUUUGGACCUUUGUUUUUAAACAGUUUGAAACUAAGGUUUCUUUGUUUACUCUGGAACUACACAUUGACUUUAUUUUUUACAGUAAUAAAAUGAAAACU